CGUACCGAGCGAGGAUCGGGUGUUUUACGGCCAGGUCUGGGUCUAUUUUGGACCUAGACACACUUCGGGUGGUUGGCGUUUUCGCCUUUAUUGGAAUCCUCCUCUUUAUGGCCGGCGUCGAGUUUAAUCAAGGACCGUUUCAGAUGGGGCCGCUGCUCCUGCCGUUACUCUUGUUGCUAAUGACAACCAGAGCAGUUUGCGGUAUGGGCGGUAUGGGCAGCGAAGACCUCCGCGCCGCGCAGCAAAACAUGGACACUGCAGUGGAAAAUGCAAAAGAGGCAGUAAAACAUGACGAAAUGGUGGAUCAAGAGAAAAAGGACAGCGGCAUUGAUAAGACUAAGGACUCUCAAACUGCCAACGGCAUGAUGGGUUUAUUCGCCGACUCAAACGAAAAAACGAAGCGUCUGGCAAAGCUGGCCAGCAUCCAAAUCAAAGCACUCAAGGAACUCAUAUCUGUGGAAAAAUUGAAUCCGUUUCGCCUUCAAGUAAGCCGCCGAUACCUAAGGGUUUGGAAGAAACGCUUUCAACACACUUGUCCUAUCUCUUAUGAUGGUCCGCCAUGUGAUGAGAAAGCCUAUUACCGUUCAUAUGACGGCACGUGUAACAACGUGGUCAACCCGACCUGGGGCGCCUCUCUCACACCACAACUGAGGGAAAUACCGCCCAUGUAUGACGACGGUGUUGACGAACCUAGACGCAAGGACAGACUGGGCAACCCACUGCCAAGCGCAAGGCUUAUCAGUAACGUGGUUCACAGUGUGGACGGCCUGUCGCCUCGCGACAAAGACUUCACCUCUAUGGUGAUGCAAUGGGGCCAAUUCAUUGACCACGAGUUUGUGUCCACACCGGUUCUCAAAGGUGCAAUGGAUGCGAAUAUUGAAUGCUGUGGAGAUGAAAAUGUCAAUAGAUCGCAGUGUUUCCCCAUCGACAUCCCGGAGGGCGACCCCCACUUCAAGACAAGAUGUAUGAAUCUCGUGAGGUCAUCCCCGGUUCCCAACGUCGACUGUAAUCCUGGUAUCCGAGAACAAAUAAACCAAGUGACCUCAUUUAUUGACGGAUCUGCCCUGUAUGGGUCCACAUACAAAGCGGCAAUGGACCUGAGAACAAUGAAAUCGGGCUUGAUGAGGACCCUUGAUGACUUUCCCGCUGGUAAGAUGCUUCCUAAGAACGCCCCAGACAAAUGUGUCAUUGAACACGAUGGAGACUACUGCAUGAAAGCCGGCGAUAUCCGGGUGAACGUGGUUCCAAGCCUGGGCUGGAGUCACACCACCCUGCUCCGCGAGCACAACCGCAUUGCCAAGGCGCUCUCUGCCAUCAAUCCUCACUGGGAUGACGAUGCCAUCUAUCAGCAAACACGUCGAAUUAUCGCCGCCAUAGAACAAGUCAUAACAUACAAGGAAUACCUUCCGUCGAUAUUAAAUGAGGAAACAAUGAAAAAAUACCGCCUGAACCUGCAUUCGACACGCUAUGCAAAUACCUACCAUCCAAAACUGAACCCAUCGGUCACAAACGAGUUUGCAGUAGCUGCUUUCAGGUUUGGACACUCUCAGAUUGCGGAUUAUCAAGCUACGAUGGACGAAAACUUCAACUUCCUCGAAAAGAAGCCUAUCUGGAAGACCUACCACAAGCCUCAUAUGGUCAUAUAUGAGCACGGCCAUGCUUUAGACGGCAUUGCGAGGUGGCUGUCUACAGAUCCUCAACCGUUAGCUGACAGUCUAUUUGAACACGGGACAAGAGACAUGCUUUUUCUGGAUAAGAAGAAUAAUAGCUUAGAUCUGCCGGCCAUUAACAUUCAAAGAUCACGUGAACAUGGUACACCGGCCUACAACCAUUGGCGAGUACAUUGUGGCUUAGCAAAAGCUGACAUGACUGAUGACGGCCUGUUUACUCUUCCGGAUCACACAGCAGAACAAACUCAGAAAUUACAGAAAGCAUACAGGCACGUUGAUGACAUUGAUCUUUUCCCGGGCGCUAUGACGGAGACGUUACUUCCGCAGAGCGCAGUGGGUCCCACGUUCGCAUGUUUACUGGGCCGUCAGUUCCGGAGGCUAAUGCGAGGCGACAGAUACUGGCACGAACUCCAUUUUGAGUACAACAGGUUUACUAAAGAUCAACUACAUGAAGUGCGAAAAGUUUCAUUGGCUAAAGUCCUUUGCGACAAUUAUAACAUCACAAAACUUCAGCCAAACGUAUUCCGGGUGCCAACUGGGGACAAUCAAAGAAUCGACUGCAGCAACAUACCUGGCAUUGACCUCUCAAAAUGGAAAGCGUGCGAAUUCCCGCUGGCCGACGGCCGCCCCAGCUUUGCGAAACACUGUCCAAAGGAACCGUUGUUUGGAUGAAAUACGUCAAGCAUAAAUAUAAUUUAUGGAUACAUUUUUGUAUUUAUUACAUAAAAAAUAUGUCGCACAAACACA
Messenger RNA from Dreissena polymorpha, 2417 nucleotides. RefSeq names its product peroxidase-like. The transcript is spliced from 18 exons. The record is from RefSeq and is a predicted model, not a curated record. Gene Ontology annotation, molecular function: peroxidase activity; heme binding. The coding region runs from base 108 to 2342 and encodes 744 amino acids. Gene Ontology annotation, biological process: response to oxidative stress. NCBI's taxonomy places the organism in Eukaryota, Metazoa, Mollusca, Bivalvia, Myida, Dreissenidae.